This is a messenger RNA of Mollisia scopiformis, 690 nucleotides long. RefSeq lists its product as uncharacterized. The record is from RefSeq and is a predicted model, not a curated record. The transcript has 3 exons. NCBI's taxonomy places the organism in Eukaryota, Fungi, Ascomycota, Leotiomycetes, Helotiales, Mollisiaceae. Bases 1 to 690 code for a protein of 229 amino acids. Gene Ontology annotation, molecular function: protein binding.
AUGAGCUCGUCUACUCAAGCAGCAGCGCAACCAUCCAGGGUAGCCGUCCGGGCUCACCAAAUCAGAUCUCGACCAAACUUCAACUCUUCAACCGAAUUCGUCACCUUUACCGCAAACAAGGACAAUGUUGGCGUCAAGUUCGUCAUCCACAAAGAGUUUGCUUGUCACUACUCUAAAGUCCUUAAAACUGCUUUUGCCAGUAGCUUUAUCGAAGGAGAAAGCCAAACGUACACCUUCCCGGACUAUGGAGAGGAGGUUCUUCGACUCCUGGUAGGAUGGAUCUAUUCGACUAAUCUGGUUAUGCCAGAGUGGGACAAUAUCUUCUUUGAGGACACAAAUACCGAUUAUCUGACGCAACUCUGGGUGCUGGCGGAUCAGCUCAAGAUCCCGCAAUUGCAGAACUGUGUUGUUCGAAAGCUCAAGGAUAUCACAGAUAGCAGUGGCAGGAUUCCGACUCAUUGCUUAGACUACGUCUAUCAGAAUACAGGUGUCGAUAGCAAGCUUCGAACAUGGUACAUGCACCGUUGUGCCAAGAUCAUGAGACCCUACUUCUGGUCCUCUCAGAACUUCCCACCCACGAUGUUGCAAGAGGUAGUCGCCUACCUAGCAGAACGCAAGCCAGAGUUUCAACGACCCUUGUUUUCGGACGAUGACUUGACGCGCUACGAAGUUCCCGAGGUCGAGCAAUGA